Molecule: messenger RNA, 599 nt
Organism: Pyrgilauda ruficollis (rufous-necked snowfinch)
Lineage: Eukaryota; Metazoa; Chordata; Aves; Passeriformes; Passeridae
Product: classical arabinogalactan protein 9-like
Exons: 2
Coding region: 74-466 (130 amino acids)
Source: RefSeq, a predicted model, not a curated record
CAGAUGUGCGAGAGUGAUCGAAACGCGCUAAGAUAGAGGAUCUUGCAGGAGUUUAAGCGCCGUCGCGGUGGAGAUGAGAUCUCUAGAGGAGAGGAAGGAAGGAAGGAAGGAAAUGGAUGCUAUCUGUCCGAGGGCGCUCCCGCUGCCUCCUCUCCCGCCCGCCCAUCUCCGACGGUACCUUCCGCCGCCCCGCUCCGCGCUCCCGCCGCCCGCGGCCGCCGGGCCACACACGCCACCGCCACCGGUGCGACGGCCCCGGCGAGGCCCGCGGCAGCAGAGCCAGCCGCCGCGCGUUCCCGCCGAGGAGACCCUGACCCCUUGCUCCGCACCGCUCCGCACCCCUCCGCGCCGCACAGCGGGGUGCGCGCAGCCUGCCCGCUCUACGGCGGAUGGACAGAUCGCCCGGAUCGUUUUUAUUUUUAGAGGAAUGCCCCUUGUUGUUGAUUUUUUUUUUACUCCCCCCUAGAUUUCUGUAGGUUGCUAUGUGGCAUGUUGUUUCCAUUUCUUGACUUUUUGAAAUAACUAUUUGGAUUUAAAUUUAUCGAACAACCUGUUAUCCAUAUGUCUGCCCGAUUAAUUUUUUAUGGGAUGAUGAAAGA